Molecule: messenger RNA, 2485 nt
Organism: Plutella xylostella (diamondback moth)
Lineage: Eukaryota; Metazoa; Arthropoda; Insecta; Lepidoptera; Plutellidae
Product: putative gustatory receptor 28b
Biological process (GO): male courtship behavior; sensory perception of taste; chemosensory behavior
Cellular component (GO): axon; neuronal cell body; membrane
Source: RefSeq, a predicted model, not a curated record
GUGAUGAACUUGAUUCUGCCGGGUGGUAGACGGUAGGGUACCUAGUACGUUCACCUAAUCAAGCCUCACACUUGGUGAUUAUUUUGAAAGAUUAGUUGGACCAGAAACAUGUCAAUGACAUUACUACAGGGGGGAAUUAUAUCAGUGAACUACUCGAAUCAUCACUCAGGUCAUUGGACAGUCAGCAAAAGAGACAAAUAUGGAAGUAUUCCCCUCAAGUAAAACACUUUCAUUUCAACUGAUGGCGGGUGAUAGGCGGACAUAAAAAUGUAUGUAUUGAUAAAAUAUUCCUUGAUUCAUCUAUUUUCAAUAGGUACCUGACAUAGGUAGGUACUAGUGAACUUUUAUUAAGGGAGCCACUGUGAAAUCACGGAAAAAGACGCAGCUGUCCAUAUAUUAUUAAUAAUAUAAUCAUUUAUUCUAUUUGUGUAGAGUAGAUACUUAACUAUGGUAAAGAACAGCUGUUAUUUUUCACGAUUUCAACAGCCACAACUAGGUACAGCCAGAAAUGAAACAGGAUCAGUAUGUAUGCUAUGAACACUGACCUGCGUACGGGAAGUUCAAGGAUAAACGCCACCCCGUAUAGGUAAUUUGUAGAGUUAUAUUUGUAAAUUGUUUCAUUAAUAUUUUUAUAAUAAAAGGACUUGCCCUUCAGCGACCAUUUGUUUAAUUAAUUAAGUGAUUGCCGCCAUCGCUUUCUUUUCCAUUUAUUUAAGUAGUCAUUGUGGCGAAGCAAGCACAAGCGGCAAAAUGCUCGCGCGAUUUAAAAAAAAUACAAAAGAAAAAAGCGAGCAAAAUGUUGUGGAAGCGGUGUCCAUGUCUGCGACAGUGUUUAUCAACGCCUGGGGAAGUUGCGUGCUCUACCGACGAUGCCUGCUCGGGCGUGUCACGAGGCACUUCAGCACUAUAGGGUUCCUAGUUUGGAUACUUCGAUUAGUGACGUUCUUCUACUUGACCUACAUAGUAUUCAAAGAAGACCAGAGUAUAGUGCGCUCAUUCGUCACAACCAAGCUGCAUCACUACGGUGACCACUACGAAAGCAUCACAGCCAUUGUCUUCAUCACGUAUCUGUUUUGGAAGCUGCCCUUCGACCUCAACGGAGCCACCGAAUACUACCAAAUCCUGGUGGAUAUUGACGAAGAAUUAAAAACAUUAGGCGAGGAAGCCGACUACGUGACGCAAGGACGUUGCUCUCUGUUCCUGAUGAUACUGCAAGUCGUAGUCUCUUUUCUUCACGCAACGUCGACGUACGGCACUCUGUGCUUCAUCGAUGAGCACGUUCCGCUUCCCAAAGUGUUCACACUGACGUUCAUCGACACGUGUUCCCUGCUGCUGACGGCGACGUAUUGCAACUACGUAUCCAUGGUCACCAGGCGGUACCGCCGCGUCAACCAAAUACUCAGCGAAAUCAUAGAACUGGAAUCCCUACACGACAAAGUCUACGUUCUGAAUCAGAAUUUUGUGGAAGAAAAUGGUGCUAGGUGCCUGCUGAAGUCGAGGGACAAUCAGCUAAGGGCGACUGUGAGGAAGUGCGCAGAUAUACACAGCAAGCUGUAUAAGGCGACUCAGAUGGCGAACCAGAAAUUCGGCCCGGCACUCGUGUUUAUAUUCAUCUUGCCUCUCACUUACAUCAUUUUGAACUUGUUCUAUUUUGUCGAAGCCACGUCACAGGGGCUACUUUUUCGCGACUUGAAGCGAUAUUUGAGCUUCGUAAUGUACAUAUCUUGGGCGGUGGUUCACAAUUGGCUGGUGAUUUACCUGAGUGUUCGUUUCAGUGAAGACACUGUUCUAGAGGCCAACAAGACGUCAGUUAUUGUACACGAUUUAUUAAAUUUGGAAAUGAAUUCGGAAAUAAGGGAAGAAGCCAUGCUGCUAUCAAUGCAGUUAUUGCAUCAGGUCCCGCGGUUCACCGCCAACGGGCUAUUCAACCUUGACUACCCGCUGCUGGUAGAGGGAUCACGAUUUGUGACUACGUUCAUGGGACUACUAUUACAAUUUGCUACGUAAAACAUAUACAGUAAAGUACUUUAUGUUGUUGUACUAUACAUAAUUAUGUGCAGUACACAAGGUGCAAUUUAAUGAGUGAAAUUUUCGAAGGCAGGUCAAUAUCCCCGUCAAUCCGUAAUGGCGAAAAAAAUUACAUAAAUAUAUUUAUUACAAAAAAAGGUAUUGGACCAUCAGAUAUUUUAUUCAUUUCCAUGUCUAUUGAAAAUUUGGUAUUAGAACUGAAACACUGGUAUUAGAGAAGUCCACUUAGAAAAUUACACCCUUAAUAACCAUUACUUGUAUUGUAUUCGUUUAAGUAAAGGCAGUUGAGAUAUUUACAAUUUAAUAGCAUAAAAUUAUAUUUAUUACUUAGUUAACGGGUUUUCUUUUUGUCACGCACCAUGUACAAUUUAGUCAUAUCCAUUAGGAAAUUGGUAUUUAUUACAGUAUGUACCUUAUACAGUAAGCGAUAUAGUAAUUAUACAAUUUACCUAUCAUU